Molecule: messenger RNA, 3932 nt
Organism: Cheilinus undulatus (humphead wrasse)
Lineage: Eukaryota; Metazoa; Chordata; Actinopteri; Labriformes; Labridae
Product: desumoylating isopeptidase 1-like
Exons: 6
Coding region: 325-819 (164 amino acids)
Biological process (GO): protein modification by small protein removal
Molecular function (GO): peptidase activity
Source: RefSeq, a predicted model, not a curated record
CCAUGAGAAUGCACUUUUUUGACAGUCUUGUUAUUGUUCCUAGUUAGGCAGUGACACAGCACCAGCUGUUAAAACCCGGCUACCUCCGGCUAUUGUUGUGUUAUUUAUUUUUUUUAGUACUUUAUCUAUUUAUUGAUUUUAAACCUGCACAGUUUGUAACCUUAUUUUUCACGUGCAAGUUCCUUGUUAAACUUUUCGUGUAAAGUUUUGAUUACUAGCUACUAGUAGGUUAGCCAGCCGUAGUUGUUGUUGGAUGUGAGUCAGCUAUUUUACAGUGGAUUAUCUGUAGUUAUUUGAAGAAAACCCUUCUGUUUGUGUCAAGUCAUGGAUCAAACUGGCUCUUACCCUGUGAUGUUGUAUGUUUACGACCUGUCCAGAGGCAUGGCCCGUCAGCUGAGUCCCCUCAUGCUAGGGAAACAGCUUGAAGGGAUAUGGCAUACUGCUAUUGUGGUCCAUGGAAAAGAGUUUUUCUUUGGAGCAGCAGGUAUCAACAACUGUCCCCCUAGUGGCACUCCCUUGGGCGACCCUGACUCCAUAGUGGACUUGGGCUGCACUGAGGUGCCUGAAGAGAUUUUUAUGGAGUAUCUGACCUCACUGGCAGAGUCAACAUACAGAGGUGACAAAUACAACCUGUUUGAGCACAACUGUAACACCUUCAGCAGCGAGGUGGCUCAAUUCCUCACAAGUAAAAAGAUCCCGUCUUAUAUCACAGACCUUCCAGCUGACGUACUUUCCACGCCUUUUGGUGAAGCUCUCCGUCCCUUACUGGACUCUGUCGCUAUAAGUCCCGGAGGCAACAACAUAACUGGACACCCAUAGAUGAGCCUAUACACUGAAGAAAAUACAUUUGAGGGCUCAGGUGAGGGGGGAAACUCACCAGCAGCAGCAACCAGCCAUACCUUGAUAAUAUUUUCCUUUACUGAUACACAUCUUCAUCUCUAAGGUGCCUUUUGAGAUAGAGUUCAGUGCCUCAUAUAAGGUCCCACAUAUCCCUCAUCGUUUCACUUCCUUUUGGGGAAAUCUUUGUCUUCUGUGCACAUCUUGGCAUGGAGUAUAGAGCUCUUGAUCUUCAGGGAUGCUGUAUACUACAGUUUAUCACUAUACUUUAGUAAGUUCACUCUCCAACUUUUAUUUUAAAUGUGUGCUGCAAAGAUUUUUAAUAGUCGUUAAAGUUGGGACAUGACGUAAAAUGCAUCUUAAAAUCUGGUGUAUAAGUCGCACUUUUAAUGAUAAUUUAUCGUCGAAAAAGUUGGCUGCAGACGACUUAAAUACCAAUAUAAUUUAUACAAUGAAAAAUCACAACAACAGUUAAAGAUUGCUGCCUCACUGCUCAGAAUGAGUUAGAAUGUCACAACAACAUUUAGCAGUUGCUUUUGUCCAAAGCAACAUACAUUUGCGAGUAAAUGCAACACAAGCAAAGAUCUAGACCGGAGAAAACAUCAGUAAGUGUCACUAAGGGCUUCAAGUCUGAUCAGACACAGGUGCUGCCAUGCAGUGCUGGAGGCAAUACACAUGGUGUAUAGAAGCAUUUAUAUUCAUAAAUUGCACCAAAUUACCAAGUGCUGUGUCAUUCACAGAGCUAAGUAGAGUAGGACAGUGCAAGGCAAAUGUGCAAACUCAUUCUGCUACAGGGGACAACAGAGGAGCAGAGUCCAGCUAAGUGCACAGUGUUCCUGAAAGAUCUGGGUCUUUAGCUUUCUCUUGAAAAGAGAAAAGAACUCUGCUGAUCGAAUGGAGUUGGGUAAUUCAUUACACCUUUAGGGGACAACAGAGGAGAAGAGUGGAGCUUGUGACUUAGGGCCCUGAUAUGGAAGUACCAGACACCUUUCACUGGCCAAGCAUAUUGGGCAAGAGAAGAAAGUUUAGACCUGGAUGAGGGAUUCCAGUUAAACAGGAGCCAUUUGAGUCCCUGCUUUGAAAGCAGUAAGUAGGCAUGUAUAAAGAUAUGGACCAGACUGGUGAGUUUCGGUGCCCCUUUUUAACCGCUUUUCUUCCUCGUUAGGCCAUAAUCGUGCAUGUAAAAUAAACGGAAAGUUGUUGUUAUUGUAAAUGUUAAGUGCUCUCUGAGUGAAACUUGCUGUGUCAUAAUUGCAGGCUGAAAGCUCAGCUACCAUAUUAUAGCUAGUAGAUGCACAAACUUAAUAUGUCAAAAACAGAUAAUGAUAAAAUAGCGGCACAGCUGCACAGGGACUGCACAUUGUGGACUUUGUUGAACAAAAUGAGAAUCAUCACAGUCGACAACGGCUUAAACCCUUUUCUCCUUUUAGGACUACAGAAACAGACUGCAGCUUAUAUACAGUCAGACUUAUAUUCCAGAUUUUAAGGUAAAUUAAAAAAAAUGAAUGAGAUGAUUUGCAAAACAUUAAAAGCUAUAUUUAAAAGCACACAAACAAAGACAGCUUAUCAAAUAUUUAAACUUAGAAAGUCAACUGUUUUUGAAAAUUACAUGCUAUUGAACAAUAUAUUUCAAAAAAAAAUUAGGACAUGUUUUCAAGAGGAAGAAGUGAUAACCUUUUCCUCUUGAAAACACUCUGUUAGCAUUUUCUGAGAACUGAUGAGACCAGUUUCUGACUCUGAAAGUGGAAAGUUCAACCAGUCAUUCCUGAUGUAGAAUUUUAGCUACUGUACAUGUCAGGGUCUCCUUUUUAAGAAUGCAAUGCUUCACAAUGCUCCAAAUAUCUGGGCAUACAGUUUUUCAAAACAGGGAAAUUUCUCUGUUCAGUAUUUGAUCUGUUGUCUUUUGUUUUUUAGAGUUUAAUGUUUUUAAAAUCAUAAUAUUGGUUUCAGUUUACAUUACAUUCAAAUUUCUCUGUUCAGUAUUUGAUCUGUUGUCUUUUGUUUUUUAGAGUUUAAUGUUUUUAAAAUCAUAAUAUUGGUUUCAGUUUACAUUUUACACUACUUCUGAACUGUUUAAAUUAAGGAUUAUAAAAACCCCCCACACAUUUCCCUUUUCAAAGUAUUAUGUGUCAGGUAUUCAUUGCAGCAUUCCUUAGAUUAUUCCUUUUUUCACAUGUCAAAUGUCAAAUGUAUGUUUUAAGUCCAAGAGCCAUUUUAAGUCGACUUUAAAGAAAGAAAACAGCCCUCUGUUGAAGUGUUCAGCAGGCCUUAUUCUCAUUCAGAGUUUAAACAACACAGUUAGACCAAAUCUUAUUGGUUUUCUACUUCGUACACAAACACAUAACACAGUAACCUCAGACAUAACUAAUUCAAGAACCUCUUAUUGAAUACAGGACCUGCCACUUGUUCAGCAUUUAUUAUUUCUAUGUCCUUCUGUUGCUUCACUUUGCAAGACUUGGAAUAUGACCACUUUAUGAAGACAGAAUGUUUUAUACAGCCGCCAUUUACACAAAAGCUAUGCAAAGUAAGUUAAAUUUAACAAAAGGUGUUCAGCUGACACCCACAUAACCAGCACACUCUGGGGCCUUUAACUCUUCCUUGAAGUGAAAACAAAUCCAUGUUGAUUCCAUCAGUGCUUUUUGUCCUCAUUUUAUUCCUUUUGUGUAGUAAUACCAUAUCAUGCUUGUAUUGUUUUAUCUAAUGUAUAUUAAACCUACUUGAUAAUGCAUAAAGGGUGUCUGCAAAUAGUUCAAAAGAAUACAAAUUUUUACCUUAAUUGUACAUAGAUGCCAUUGAAAUCACUGAAUGCCAGCUAAAGACUGGAUAUGAGCUUGUUUUUAUUACAUUUUUGCACUGAAGUGAAUAUUUUUAAGAGCUUGUCUGAGAGAGGAUUCUAUUUGAGGAGAGUGUUUAUUAAUAAAAAAGUCUUAAUGAAAUUUUAACACGUAAAAACAAAUGUAGAGGAAUUUCAAAGAAUUAUCAAUGCACCAGUGCUCUAGAUCAGAACUGAAUUUGCCUAGACACCCUGCACUUUGUUAUGUAUGUUAUGUGGAACUUUAUUAGAGUUGUGACAUUAAAAUAUCCUUUAUAUCCCA